This is a messenger RNA of Python bivittatus (Burmese python), 942 nucleotides long. Lineage: Eukaryota; Metazoa; Chordata; Lepidosauria; Squamata; Pythonidae. The record is from RefSeq and is a predicted model, not a curated record.
AUGCUACUGAAUCCACUAACUAAAGAAACAACGGCUUUUUCAGAUGCAGCCCAUUGUGAGAAGUGCCCAGAUGACCAGCAUUCCAAUAAAAAGCGAGACCAGUGUGUCCCCAAGAUUAUAAGUUUCCUGUCUUAUCAAGAAAUGUUGGGUCUCAUCCUGACUCUCUUUGCACUUGGGUUGUCCAUAAUCACUGCCUUUAUUUUGGGAAUCUUCAUGAAAUACCGAGAAACUCCCAUAGUCAAAGCCAACAACCGGGACCUCACCUACAUUCUCCUGGUCUCCCUCCUGCUUUCUUUCUUGACUUCCCUGCUGUUCAUAGGUCACCCCAAGAAAGUGACCUGCCUCCUUCGACAAACUGCCUUCAGUGUUGUUUUCUCAGUUGCUGUAUCCUGCUUGCUAGCCAAGACUGUCAUGGUGGUGGUGGCCUUUCUGGCCACAAAGCCAGGCAGCAGGAUGAGGAAAUGGCUGGGAAAGGGUCUGGCCAACUCCAUCGUCUUGUCCUGCUCUGGGGUUCAGGUGGGCAUCUGCAUCAUAUGGCUGGGAAUCUCUCCCCCAUUCCCAGAUUCUGACUUGCAUUCCCAACCAGGGCACAUCGUUUUGCAAUGUAAUGAAGGCUCAAUCACCAUGUUCUACUCUGCACUGGGCUACAUGGGCUUUCUGGCUGGCAUCUGCUUCUUGGUGGCUUUUCUAGCCCGAAAGCUGCCAGGGACCUUCAAUGAAGCCAAGUGGAUCACCUUCAGCAUGUUAGUUUUCUGCAGCGUUUGGGUCUCCUUUGUCCCCACCUACCUGAGCACCAAAGGGAAAUACAUGGUGGCUGUGCAGAUCUUCUCCAUCCUGGCCUCUAGCCUGGGCUUACUGGGCUGCAUCUUUGUCCCCAAAUGCUACAUCCUCCUCCUGAGACCUGACCUGAACACCAAGGAGCAUCUCAUGAUGAAAAACUAG